GUCGGAUCCGCUGCACAGGAGCAAUAACAGAACUCACAUUGUACAAACAUCUCAGUUGAAAUCCUGUCUCAGAGAAUGAGGCUAGUGAAACGACGCCUCCUGAAAUUGUUGCUGCUCAGUGUUGUACUGGGCUCACUAUGCAUGCUUCGGGUCAGUCGCCCCAAAAUGAGCUGGAAUCCAAGCUACAUUAUGGGAUACAGCUGGCUGGAGUACACAAAUGAGGAUGGCGGCCCAGAGAAAGUGUGUAACUGUUCUGCUAUCCUGCGGGGAGAGACGGGAGCACUUGAGCAGGCCAAACUACUGACCAUCACUAAAGACUUCAAGGAGAGUGUUCAGAUCCCUGAUGAGUAUUAUAUCAAUGCAACUCAAGACUGCAGUCAAUUCAAGUUAAGCAGGAAAUACUUACCAUACCCACUGAGCCAGGAGGAAGAGGACUUCCCUCUGGCAUAUUCUAUGGUUGUCCAUCAUAAGGUGCAGAACUUUGAGCGACUGCUUCGAGCCAUCUAUUCACCUCAAAAUAUUUAUUGUGUCCAUGUGGACAAAAAUUCAGACACCUCAUUCUUCUCUGCCAUCAUGGGCAUUACUUCCUGUUUCCCGAAUGUCUUCAUGGUCAGCAAGCCUGUGAGCGUGGUCUAUGCUGCCUGGCCACGAGUCCAGGCUGACCUUAACUGUAUGGCUGAUCUUUAUGACGCCAGCACAAGAUGGAAAUACUUCAUCAACCUCUGUGGUCAGGAUUUCCCACUGAAAACCAACUUGGAGAUUGUACAGAUGUUGCGUUCACUGAGGGGCGGUAACAGCAUGGAGUCGGAACAAAUCGGAAGAAAAAAGUGGAGGGUGACAAAUUCUUUCCAGAUAGUUGAUGGACAAAUCCAGGCAACAGGAAAGGAGAAGGACCCACCUCCAUUCAACCUGCCUAUUAUGUCAGGAAAUGCCUAUAUUGUGGUGAGCAGAGGCUAUAUCCGCAGCGUGCUGGAGGACAGCCGAAUACAGGCUCUAAUCGAGUGGGCCAAAGACACCUACAGUCCUGAUGAGUUCCUCUGGGCAACUAUUCAACGGAUCCCUGGUGUCCCUGGAUCAACUUGGCCCAACUCCAAAUAUGACAUGACAGACAUCAAUGCUAUUGCACGGCUGGUGAAGUGGUGGUCGCAUGAGGGGCCACAGGGUUCACUGGAUGCAGUGUACCCAGAGUGUCAUGGCAACCAUGUCCGGUCAAUAUGUGUGUAUGGUGCUGGAGACCUACCGUGGCUGCUUAAACAACAUCACCUCUUUGCCAAUAAGUUUGACACUGACACAGAUCCCAUUGCUGUCUACUGCUUGGAGAAGUACCUGAGACAAAAGGCACUGGCUGAAUUACAUUGGAUGUAGAUCGAGAUUUUGUUGCACAGAUAAUUAAAAUUAUUCUAUUCCUGCAAAGUAAAGUGAUAUAUAUAUAUUUUUACACAACAAAAUAAUUGAUUAGUGUGAUUAUAAGAUAAACAAUCAUUAUCUUUGAAAUGGUCAUUGGAAGGUCUGUACUUUCUGCAGGACAUCUAAAUGUUUUUUAUUUCCGAUGCUGGCAGGUUGGAUUGGCUGCAGAACGUGUGGAGCAGAGCUCAGAAUGACAAAUCUGUAGUUCAGUCAGUCUUGUGCAGUUAAGUUACACAUAAGGUGAAUGUCAUGUCAAAUACUAAAUACUUACCUGUGCACUACUUCAGGACAGAGUACCAGCUAAUUUCUCACCUCUCCAGCAGGUGUCACUAUUUCUCAAGUUUGGCCAAUUAACUUGAGGUCAAGUUGCUAUAAAUUAAGAAUGUGCUCCACAAUUUCCACAAACAAAUAAUUUUUUUCCACCUGUCCUCUGCGAAGUUUUCCGACACAUCUGUCUCCCAACUUUGUCUCAAACCUUCCAAUGAUAGUUGUAGUUGUAUUUGCACUUCUCCAGUAACAGAUGCUUCAGACUAUCUUUCAGGUGAGUGCUCGUCCAUGUGGAAUGAUGGCACUUAGGCAACAAUACUGAUUCCUCACUUUCAUACUUUGUUUUUUUUAAAUUAUAUUUUUUAUGUUAUUUUUUUGUUUUUGUCUAACUUGUAUUCUAUUUCCUGUGAUGUUGCACUAAAUAUAGUUGCACUGUUAAUUCCGUUGUAUGCAGACUUUACAAUCACAAUAAAGCCAUUCUUUGUUCUGUAUUCUGUAAUAUGGCCACAUGUCA
Acanthopagrus latus (yellowfin seabream) is the source of this 2188-nucleotide messenger RNA. RefSeq names its product beta-1,3-galactosyl-O-glycosyl-glycoprotein beta-1,6-N-acetylglucosaminyltransferase-like. The transcript has 5 exons. NCBI's taxonomy places the organism in Eukaryota, Metazoa, Chordata, Actinopteri, Spariformes, Sparidae. Gene Ontology annotation, cellular component: membrane. The coding region runs from base 76 to 1365 and encodes 429 amino acids. Gene Ontology annotation, molecular function: beta-1,3-galactosyl-O-glycosyl-glycoprotein beta-1,6-N-acetylglucosaminyltransferase activity. The record is from RefSeq and is a predicted model, not a curated record.